Mercurialis annua (annual mercury) is the source of this 765-nucleotide messenger RNA. Its product is annotated as leucine-rich repeat protein 1-like. The record is from RefSeq and is a predicted model, not a curated record. Gene Ontology annotation, molecular function: protein binding. Lineage: Eukaryota; Viridiplantae; Streptophyta; Magnoliopsida; Malpighiales; Euphorbiaceae. The transcript is spliced from 6 exons. The coding region runs from base 37 to 645 and encodes 202 amino acids.
UAAAAUUUCCCAUUCAUUCAAAUUCAGUAGGCAAAAAUGGCAUCAAUUAUGAGUAGUAUAUUUAUAUUGUGUGUAGCAAUAAUUCUGACAUUAGUUCCGGCCGGGUAUGGGAACGGUGAAGGAGACGCAUUGACGGCCCUGAGAAGUAGCCUCUCGGAUCCUAAUAAUGUGCUUGCAAGCUGGGACCCGACCCUUGUUGAUCCCUGUACUUGGUUUCAUGUCACCUGCAAUGACCAGAAUCAAGUUACUCGUUUAGACUUGGGGAGAGAAAAUCUGAGCGGGCACCUCGUAUCUGAGCUUAAAACGCUGCAAAAUCUGGAAUAUAUGGCCAUGUAUGGGAACAAAAUUAAUGGAAAUAUUCCUGCUGAAUUAGGUGAAUUGAAGAGCCUAAAAAGUCUGGAUUUGUUCGAGAACAACAUUUCAGGGACCAUUCCUCCUUCCUUGGGAAAAAUGAACUCACUCUCUUUUUUACGACUCAAUAACAACCGAUUGACCGGAACCAUUCCCUCCGAACUUGCGAAUAUGUCAAACCUCAGAAUUCUGGAUCUGUCGAACAAUGAUCUUUGUGGAACAGUACCUCCAGAACUUGAACACAUUCCUAUUAAAUACUUGGAUAAUAAUCCUCGACUUGGACAUCCAUGCUGAGCUUCACCGUGAAGAUUGAAGGGAGCAAGUUUUACAAUAACCUUAUGCUAAUACUAUUUUUUUACUUUUUCUUAUGCGACUUUAUAAUAUCAUUAUAAAUUUAGUAUUUAAUUUUCAUAU